AUGAGACCGCAUGUCAUCCCUCCCCUGCUCCUCCUCCUCGCCCACCAAGUGUUGUCCAUCACUCCCGAAGUGAUUGAGCCCGAGCAGACCAUCACCUCUUCUAUCCUUCCUAGCGAGAUCAAAUGCUACUAUCUCUCCCUCAACGACACUGUAACGCGGGAGAUCGUGUACUGGACAAAGGCAAAGAUGUUCCUUCACCUCGAGCCAUAUAGCGGGACGCCGCACAUGCUCGUGUCUGCGUUGGGCUGCCCUUCCAAUGGCUUUCCGGUGCACUACGAAUAUCAAAAUGCCAUAAGCCGCAAUGACAUGUUGGCGGCGGGUCAAACUCCUCCGCAGGAGUGGGAGUGGGUCGGGGACAUUGAAACUCUUGACAUCGACCUCUCUUACCGCAACUUCUACAUCGAGAUCGUUCAAUUCCACCCUAAGGUUGACUCCAACUACACCAUGACGGAGCUGUCAAGGAAGCUGCGGUUGACAAUGCAGGAUACAAUGCAGAGGCAAACAACGUCGAUGAGAUUGUAUAUUGAGAAAUCGGCGCUUGUUCGUAGAUGUAUUGACUCGUCCUCUCUUCUAGAUUUUUCGAGGCUUUUCCUACCGAAUGACUCCAGCAUGCUUCGCAAGUAUCAAGAAUUGAUCAUGCCGACUGCGAAAUUUCAAUUUUCGGCGAAGAUUCAUGACGAGAAGAGGAUUCCUAAGGAGAAGUUGAACCCAAUCGCAAACGUGCAGUCAACUACCGUCGGGUGGAGUCGAGACAUCACCAAGAUGCCCUCAGCUGACCCCGCGGAGUACCAAAUCUCUUUCUGGCCGCCAACCAGGAAGUCAAACUCGACAACAGCCCGACGACACAUCGACUUCCGCCAGCUGCGGGACAUGCACGAGGAGGAGGAGCCGCUGGGCGAGCAUGACGUGGCCUUGCGGAAGCUCAUGGCUGAUGGGUCGCACGUGCGAUGGGGGGAUGUGGAAAAGAUUCUCAAGGAGGCGGGAUACCAUGACAUUGUCCAAGAGGCCAGCGAUCUGCUCUCCCAUGAAGACAUCAUCUUCCGAGCAAACGUGAAACAGCACCUCCUCGCUCCCUCCCCUCUCUUCGACCUGACGCGGGCUCUCCAGCCGGCCUCGUCCAUGACAGCGUUGUCCUCUCAAAGAAGGCUGAAUGCUCUUGAGGAAGACGAUCGAUCGGCUAGGGGCCUCGAUGCCUCCACACUGCAGGCUGAGCUGAAGAAGACAAAUGAGGCCUUGGAGGCUCUAAAGAGCGUUCCUGGUUUCGAGGAUUCCAUGAGGAGAGGAGCCCAAGAAUUCCUUGAGUUCCAGCAGUCUGCGAGUCAGAGGAGCGCCGGAGAGCGGCGAGGCAGGCGGGACCUCCAGAACGUGACUGAGCUGUACAUGGGAGGAGCGUCUCCUGCAGCGGCCCUGGCUGGGGAUCAGAUACAGCAGGCAGUGCACGCGAUCUCCGACGAGGAGCUGGAGUACAUGAUUUACGUCGUCGACCUCACCCAGAUCAUUCGCGACAGGUGGGGGGUUGUAAGGGACAGCAUCUACAACCAGUACACGAGGCUGAUAGACUGGGAUCAACCCUCCGUCUUCUUCUGUGACGAAAGCCCUCAGGGCAAGUGCGGGAUCUACCAAGUGAUCACCAGGCAAGAGUUCGCCCGGUUGGACGUCAACGGCGAUGGGCUGAUAUCGAAGAGCGAGUACGAAGCCGAAUACAGCGUUGAGCGACAGAAGUACGACAACGGCUUCAAAUCUGGCUGGAACUUCCAAAUCGCCGCCUUGAAUCACUCGGGUCAAGGCAUCGACCUCGCAACGUGGGAGGAGGCGUACAAUGACUACAAGGGGAUCUUCGACGCCUCUCUCAAGGACCCCCUGGUGAGGACCUACUGGACGUCUCUCGGCCUCAACCAGACUGGGAGGCCGGUGGGAGUCACGGGGAACAUCUCAGCUGCCAAUCCAGUGAUCGAGUGGCUGACAUACAAGGCCUUCGAUCAGCUCCCUGACGGCCGGUUGACCCGCAACCUCAAAGGCCUUGACGACUCUGACAACAACGUCUACAUCGUGAACGUGGUUGUCCGCAGCAGAGCUACAGGGGAGGAAGUUGCUUACAAGGCGCAUGUGCUGCAGAGAAGGUCGCCGGUAUACAUGCCAGCUGAUACGACCGGGCCGAAGCAAAAGAGCGUCAUCAUUGGAGCGGUCUCCAGUAUCGUAGGCAUCACAGUAAUCUUCCUCGUCGCAAUCUAUUUCUCUCGCCUCAAGAAGAAACGACCCGUCGUCAAGAUUGUUCACGAGGGACCUGAUGGUCCAGUGCUGAUUGAAAAUCUCUCAAUCCCAUUCGUCGUGACUGACGUGUCGUCCAUCUGCGUUAUCGAGGGAGCUUUCGUGACGAUCCUGGUGAAGGAUCAAACGCACCUCGCCGAGAUGGGGGAGAAAUUCCAGGAUUUCAUCCAGAACGAUUUUGUAUUUAUCAUCUCGGAGGAUCAACCUAAGUUCAUUCCGAGCAUCUGUCACUGGCAGAGACUUUUGGUUGAAGCGCUGGAAUAA
Guillardia theta CCMP2712 is the source of this 2532-nucleotide messenger RNA. RefSeq lists its product as hypothetical. The transcript is spliced from 25 exons. The coding region runs from base 1 to 2532 and encodes 843 amino acids. Lineage: Eukaryota; Cryptophyceae; Pyrenomonadales; Geminigeraceae. The record is from RefSeq and is a predicted model, not a curated record.